AUCCGCUUCAUCAAUCCAACGCAAUCUCAAUGGCUAAUUCCUAUCUCAUUUCCUUCCUACCACUCAUACUAGUUUCAAUCACUUUAGCGUCAAUAAGUGGUGGGAUGAUCAGUGUUGAGGCACGUAAUCUUUUGGAGAUACCUGAGGUUCCAAAGCCUGAACUUCCGGAGAUUCCGAAGCCUACACUUCCUGAGCUUCCGAAGCCCACAAUUCCUGAGAUUCCAAAACCCACAAUUCCUGAAAUUCCAAAAACCACUCUUCCUGAGAUUCCAAAGCCCACACUUCCUGAGAUUCCAAAGCCCACACUUCCUGAAAUUCCAAAACCCACUGUUCCUGAGAUUCCGAAGCCAACACUUCCUGAGAUUCCAAAACCCACUCUUCCUGAGAUUCCAAAACCCACUAUUCCUGAGAUUCAGAAGCCCACAGUUCCAGAGAUCCCGAAGCCCACAGUUCCAGAGAUCCCGAAGCCUACAGUUCCUGAAAUUCUGAAGCCCGCACUUCCUGAGCUUCCAAAGCCGGAGUUGCCUACUUUGCCCAAACCAGAAGUACCAAAGAUGCCAGAAAUCCAUGACCUUCCUAAGCCCACCUUGCCAACCAUUCCUGAGUUGCCCAAAGACUUCCCCAUCCCUUCCUUACCCCAUCCUUAAAGAAAUGCUUUUUAAUUUGUGAAAGCAUGUGAUUGUUCACUUCACUGCUACAACUAUUAUUAAAGAAAACUUCAUGAUCAGUCCAGAGGGUACCAUGAAAGAUUGAAUGAUUAAUUAUUUUUAUUUUUAUUUUCUCCAUUGUUGUGUUAUAUUGUGAUUGACUUUUGUACCUCAUUCCUUUGUG
Molecule: messenger RNA, 831 nt
Organism: Cynara cardunculus var. scolymus (artichoke)
Lineage: Eukaryota; Viridiplantae; Streptophyta; Magnoliopsida; Asterales; Asteraceae
Product: protein PELPK1-like
Exons: 1
Coding region: 30-647 (205 amino acids)
Source: RefSeq, a predicted model, not a curated record